AUCUCAAAUGCCCGACAAUUUAUCGGCAAUAUUUGGAACAAUACUGGAUUAUGCAGAGGAAGUAGCAGCGGGGACAUCUAAUGAGAACGACGAAAGGCCUCCACGAACAAGUUUAACGAAAAAGCAACAAAAAGCCGUAUCAAUUCUGCGGAAUUUCUCAACAAACGACCAGAAACAAGAGAUCUCAUUUCAAGAACUAUCACAGAACGUUCUCGACGACUGGGACAUUUCAAAUAUCAAAUCUUCGUCGGUUCAGCAACUCGUUGAGCUCCUAAAUUUGCCACGUGUACAGGGAGUAUUAUGGGCGGCGCAGGAAAUUUCAGCCGGGCGGUUUGCUCCGCAGCUUCCAGACGUUCCGUUCGAAGUUGACGAGGAUGAUGGGGUCGCUGUGAAAAUUGUGCGAAUAGUGCGACGUGGCGAACCCCUCGGUGCAACAAUAAAAUGCGAACGUGGCAAAGUAUACGUGGCACGAAUAAUGGCGAACGGUGUGGCAGACCGUAGUGGAUGUAUUCAGGAAGGCGAUCGAGUAUUGGAGGUCAAUGGGAUUACUGUAGCGGAUAAGGAGCCCAGGGAAAUCGUGAAGCUGCUGGAUAAAUGUGAUAAUGGAAUUAUAACCUUCAAGCUGAUCCCUGCAGAAAUAAACCAGAAGUUAAAGCAGAAAAAGUCGUCACAUCGGUAUGCCCGAGCUUUGUUCGACUACGAUCCAUGGCAGGACAAACGUCAUCCCUGCCCAGAAGCUGCAAUUUCCUUCCGCGGCGGUGAUAUUCUAGAGAUCCUCGACGAAAAGGACCAAUAUUGGUGGCAAACUCGAAAAAUCGGAUUCGGAGCACUGGCGAGGCGGAAAGAGAGUCAUGAUGACGAGAAUCGAGAUGAUUCCAAAAAAGUGGGUCUCGUACCGUCGGAAUGGCUACAGUGUCAAUCGGAAAUUCCAGAAAAUGGAAUAGAUACUUCAGAUGAUUUUCAGUCAUUUUUAGAGAAUCACAAAGGACGCUUCUACGAGAGUGUAUUUCGAUGGAGAAAUAAGAAAAAACGGCGACGAGUCGUUGUGCUUCUCGGUGCUCCAGGAGUCGGUAGAAAUGAGAUUCGACGGCAAUUUUUCAAAGUUUUCGCCGACAGAUUUACAAACGCUAUUCCGCACACGAGUAGGCCGCAGAGACCAAAUGAAUCGGAUGGUGUCAACUAUUAUUUCACGUCGCGUUCAGAAAUGGAGCGAAUGAUUGAACGAAAAGAAAUGCUCGAAUACGGAGAAUUUCGCGAUAAUUUAUACGGAACCGCACUGAAAUCUGUCAGAAAAGCCAGCGAAAAGGGCACCGUGCUCCUGACACCACAUCCGCUUGCAAUUGAGAAUAUCCGUACAUGGGAAUUCGCGCCGAUUGUGAUUUUUGUGCAACCGCCCGAGUUUGGCGAGUUUAAGCACACCCGAGAAGUCUACCGCUCCCAAACGACACGUUCCCACUCGGCAGCCUCAUCCUCAAACAUUUCCCAGAAUACCGCUGCAACGAGUGCGGCGCGAGCAUUUUCCGACGUCGAAAUCCGUCAAAUUAUCGAUAAUUCGGCACAAAUGGAGCAAAAGUAUCGUGGUUAUUGUGAUGCGAUUAUUCGAAAUGUUGAUCUAGAUACUACUAUGAAUGAGCUCACUGGACUCAUUUAUCAACUCGAGUCAAAAGCCACGUGGAUGCCGAUGAAAUGGCUUGAUGAUAUUGGAGAAUAGCGUGGUUUUUAGGAAUUUUAGAGGAAAUUUUUUUUUAUUUUGGAACUUUUUUUUCAAAUUUGGCCAAUAACCGGGAUUUUCAAGUUUGAAUUUAAAGGUGGUGUAGUCGUCGAAUUUUUUAAAAAUUGCUUUAUUAGACUCAAAAUUGUCUGAAAACAACGAAUUUCAUAAUGAAACUUCUUGAAAACUUUUCAAAAAAAAGUUAUGACGGCUCAAAAAAUGGCCUAAAAAAAAUUGCCUAAGAAAAUUUUAAAAUUUGACCAACUUGUCGAUGCCGCAGCGGUUGGAAUCUUUUUUUUCUGAAAUCACUGUCAAAUUUUGAGUAUACAUGUUGAUAAUUCUGCGUUUUAAACUUGAUUUCGGUAUUUUAAAGUCGAUGGACGUUGACAAGUCGGUCAAAUUUCAAAUUUUAACUAGUUUUAGUUUUAGUUUUUUUUUUUUUUGAGCCGUCAUAACUUUUUUUGAAAAGUUUUAAAGAAGCUUCAUCAUAAAAUUCGGUGUUUUCGGACAAUUUUAAGUCUAAUAAGGCAAUUAAAAAAAUUCGACCACCUUUAAGGAAAUAAGAAACGGAUCUGGGUCUGCUAAAUAUUGUUUCUAAAAUUUCCGAUUCUAAAAUUUUUCCAGAAAUUCCUGAAAACCCCCUCCCUUAUCAAAUGUGAAUAUUUUAAUCAAUUUCUAUUUUUUUUCCCUGGCUUUUGCUACGUGGCCGUCAAAAGAAAACCUACGGCCACACACUGCAAAUUCCAAAUUACAUAUUUUACUCCCGUUUCAUGACUUUCAAAUUUUCAAAAAAAAAAAAACGAUUCUCUGUAUUUCUUUUUUGUGGUGCUUUAAUUUUUUUUCUGUUCAAUUUUUCGAAUUUUUCGACGAUUAUCAAUUGGAUUGUUUUAGCUUUAAAAAUACGUUAUUACAAUUUUUCCUAAUAAAAUUUUUUAAGAAAC
Molecule: messenger RNA, 2652 nt
Organism: Caenorhabditis elegans
Lineage: Eukaryota; Metazoa; Nematoda; Chromadorea; Rhabditida; Rhabditidae
Gene: magu-1
Product: MAGUK family
Exons: 9
Coding region: 8-1711 (567 amino acids)
Molecular function (GO): ATP binding; transferase activity; nucleotide binding
Source: RefSeq, marked reviewed